AUGGCUGCUGCUGCUGCUACCGACUCCAAGUACUAUGAGCUGUACCGCCGAAGCAGCGUGGGCGGUGCUCUUACAGACACUCUCGAUGCCCUGAUCACUGAGCGCCGGAUCGAGCCGCAACUCGCCAUGAAGAUACUUGCCAACUUCGACAAAGCCGUUGCGGACGUAUUAGCCGAGAAAGUGAAAUCGCGACUGACAUUCAAGGGACAUCUCGAUACGUACCGCUUCUGUGAUGACGUCUGGACGUUCAUCAUCAAAGACAUCAACUUCAAGCUCGAAACCACUGGACAGGUCCAUGCCGACCGGGUCAAGAUAGUCAGCUGCAACACAAAGCGACCAGGCGAGACCUGAGUAGACCUCAGACUCUGAGUCCAUGUUGGUCCGUAUCCACGUAUCGACUCUUGCUUUACAACAACCUUGAUAUUACUUGCAUUCUUCUGCGAUCGUGAGGGCUGGAUUGUUUGGAGCGAAGUUGGGAAGAGAUCCCAAAGGAAAUCGAGCGAUACCCUGCAAUCCAUGGCUAUGGCAAAUGAUACAGAGCGCAGCACAUAUAUUCUGCAGCU
This is a messenger RNA of Periconia digitata, 563 nucleotides long. Lineage: Eukaryota; Fungi; Ascomycota; Dothideomycetes; Pleosporales; Periconiaceae. The record is from the annotation of a GenBank genome assembly.